Molecule: messenger RNA, 1253 nt
Organism: Camelina sativa (false flax)
Lineage: Eukaryota; Viridiplantae; Streptophyta; Magnoliopsida; Brassicales; Brassicaceae
Source: RefSeq, a predicted model, not a curated record
AUAUUACAACUCGCAAUCUCUCCAAUCAACCCCCAAUCCUUUUCUCCUUCGCGUCUCUGCCAUUUACAGUUCUGCAAAUUAGGGUUUAAGCAAGCAAAAGCUAGAGAAGUGUCGAUUUCUUCUGUUAGUUCUUGGAUCUCUUUGAUUAAUAGUGUAAUCGUAACCUCGGAAGAUCCAAGAUGGCUCGUAAUGAAGAGAAAGCGCAGUCGAUGCUCAACAGGUUCAUCACCAUGAAAGAAUCUGAGAAGAAGAAGCCCAGAGAGCGUCGACCUUACCUUGCAUCUGAAUGCCGAGAUCUAGCUGAAGCUGACAAAUGGAGACAACAAAUCAUGCGAGAGAUCGGUAGCAAAGUUGCUGAGAUUCAGAACGAAGGAUUAGGCGAGCACCGACUCCGAGAUCUAAACGACGAGAUUAACAAGCUUCUCAGGGAGAGAUAUCACUGGGAGCGGCGAAUCGUUGAGCUGGGAGGUCCGAAUCACUCGAGACACGGGGCGAAGAUGACGGAUCUAGAAGGGAACAUCAUCGAUGUACCGAACCCUAGUGGGCGUGGUCCUGGGUAUCGUUAUUUCGGUGCUGCCAAGAAGCUUCCUGGAGUUAGAGAGCUUUUCGAGAAGCCUCCGGAGCUGAGGAAGCGUAAAACUAGGUAUGAUAUAUACAAGAGGAUAGAUGCUAGCUAUUACGGGUAUAGAGAUGAUGAAGAUGGUAUUUUGGAGAGUUUGGAGAGGAAUGCUGAAGGAGUGAUGAGGAAAAGAUCUGUUGAGGAGUGGAGGAGGUUGGAUGAGGUUAGGAAGGAAGCUAGGAAAGGUGCUACUGAGGUUGUGAGUGUUGGAGCUGCUGCUGCUGCAGCUAAGGAGGUGUUGUUUGAGGAGGAAGAGGAUGUGGUUGAGGAGGAGAGAAGGGAGAGGGAGAAAGAAGAGGAGAAAGAGAGGGAGUUUGUGGUUCACGUUCCGUUGCCUGAUGAGAAGGAGAUUGAGAAGAUGGUGUUGGAGAAGAAGAAGAUGGAUCUGCUUAGUAAGUAUGCUAGUGAAGAUUUGGUUGAGCAGCAGACUGAAGCUAAAUCCAUGCUUAAUAUUCAUAGAUAGAAAGAAAGGUGAUCAUCUUUUUCUUGCAAGGUUUAAAUCAUACCAUGAUAUGUGACUCUAUCUGUAUCUUUAGUUUUUUUUUUUGCAAUUCGUGAUCAAGAAAUUGACUGACUUGUUGUGUGUUUUAAGAAAUUUCGAUCAGUUAUUCUGAAAACUUAUUGAUGUUUCAUA